Molecule: messenger RNA, 798 nt
Organism: Miscanthus lutarioriparius
Lineage: Eukaryota; Viridiplantae; Streptophyta; Magnoliopsida; Poales; Poaceae
Source: the annotation of a GenBank genome assembly
AUGGAGGACACCCCUGAUACAAAGAAGAAGAGAUUUCAAGGUCCGUGUCACAAAGAAUCUACUCCCAAAGAAGGAAAUGAAGACGGUGUUGACCAUAUAAGCGGCCUUCCCAAUGACAUCCUAGGUGAUAUUAUCUCCCUCCUUCCUACCAUGGAUGGUGCAUGUACAAAGUGUCUAUCUUCUACGUGGAGCCAGCUUUGGUUCACCGCCCCACUUAAUUUUGACUAUUGUGACCUCCAAGAUCCCAACGAUGAUAAAGACCUUGUGAGCCUCAUUUCUAGAAUUUUUUAUGCUCACCCCGGACCUGCCCGACGCUUUUGCAUCCCUUCACACUAUCUCUGCACAAACAUUGACAAUGUUGUUACUUGGCUUCAGUCCCCCACCCUUAAUGGGCUACAAGAUCUUGAGUUCCACAUCCCAGAAGUUGACUUUACAUUGUCAUUAUAUCCCCCACCAUCAGCAUCCAUCUUUCGCUUCUCAUCCACACUCCGUAUUGUCUCCUUUGGUGGAUGCCGCCUCCCAGAUAUCAUGGUCAAUAAGCUCCAAUUCCCCAACUUCCAGCAGCUUGCACUCUUUGAUGCUAUUAUCUCCGAGGAGACCCUGCAUGCCAUGCUUGAUAGUUGCCCUGCACUCGAGAUCUUGCUGAUGAAAUACCAUGAAGGUUUUUGCUGUGUUCGGAUUAAUUCCCGAUCCCUUAAGAGCGUAGGUGUUCAUACUGGUUCUUUUCAACAAGGUCCCAUUAUAGAGGAGCUCAUUAUUGAGGAUGCCCCAUUACUUGAGAGGUUUAUCAUUUUUUAG